This is a messenger RNA of Sarcophilus harrisii (Tasmanian devil), 2124 nucleotides long. RefSeq names its product caspase-14. NCBI's taxonomy places the organism in Eukaryota, Metazoa, Chordata, Mammalia, Dasyuromorphia, Dasyuridae. Gene Ontology annotation, biological process: proteolysis. The record is from RefSeq and is a predicted model, not a curated record. The transcript has 11 exons. Gene Ontology annotation, molecular function: cysteine-type endopeptidase activity. Bases 551 to 2011 code for a protein of 486 amino acids.
GAAUGGUUGGAUCAAAUCACAACAAAAAGUUUAGAUUUUAAUUGUGGGUAAGAUGAUAGGAAGUUUCAAUGGCCAAUCAGAUGAAAAGACCCAUCUUACAUUACCUACAGAGCAAUGAAACACUAUAAUGCCUUUUCUUCUUGCUGGGAGUGAGAAUAUACUCUGAAGUUCAACAGAAAUGGGAUCUUAAAGUGUAACCAGCUCAGGGAAGAGGAAGGCAAGAGCUAAGUAUAACCCAGGGACAGGAUUGGCCUUGGGGAAAGAGAUUGAAGGUCCAGGAGAAGAGCCAGGUGCUGGCCAACUGCCUGUCUCAUUCCUGUAAGGGGAGUGGUAUCUGGAUAUGAGGUCCAGGGCAGUGAAUUGGAUUACUGGGGAAUCAGGAAAUCGGCUCCCCAUUCAGAUCUCAGUCAUGAGGGCAGAGUCCAGCUCUGGGAAAGUCAUAAAUUGAGUUCCAAGGUGCAAGACCUAGGGAAGAGGGAACUUGGGAAUCGGAACCUAGUGGGGGGAAAUAGAGAAGCGUCCAAGAGGCAGAGGCACGGGGAUCCUGCUCAUGGCCUUUCUGGUGGCAGGCUCUUUGCAGGUGGCAGUGGAAAAGGCAGAGGCUAGGAACUGCCUGGAGAGGAAGGGGAGAUAUAACAUGUCUGGGGCCCGAGUGGCCCUGACCCUUUGUGUCUUGGAAGGGCAAACUGGAGAGAAUAGGGCAGUUGCAGCUCUGGACGCUAUGUACCAAGCACUGGGCUUUGAGAACUACCUUAGAAGAGUGAUCAAGACCCAGUCUUUCCAGGAAGAACUGGCUCAUUUUCGAGAGCUGCUGGAUGCCCAUGGGAGCCCUGUCAGCUGUGCAUUGGUUGUUCUCAUGGCCCACCGUGGACGUCCAGGGUGGCUGCUGGGGCCGGAUGGGAAGGAGAUACAAGAGAAGGUGUUGGUUGGAGAACUGAACCGCUGCCAAGCCCUGUGGGGCAAAGCCAAGAUGUUUCUGUUGCUGGGCAGCAACAACAGCUUGGAAUCCAGUGCUUUUCUUCCUAUCCUGACAGACCUCUACAGGCAGUCUACCCCCUGGCACUUUUUGGAGGUGCUCACCCAGGUCAUUGGAAAGGUAACUCAAGAGAUGCCUACCAUAGGGCAUAAGUGUCCCGUCUUCCAGAGCUCCCUUCGAGGUGCACUAUACCUUGGGAGAGUAAGGUCACAGGAUCUGGAGCUCAGCCCCACUCCCGAAGGAAAAUAUGACAUGUCUGGGGCAAAGGUAGCCCUCGUCCUAUGUGUCACCCAGGAUCGUCCUGGGGCUGAACAGGAUCUUAAAGCCCUGAAGAGAUUGUUCCAAAUCCUGGGUUUUAAGAGCAUUCUAAAGAUGGAUCCUACUGCCCAGGAUUUCCGAAAGGAAUUGGCUCAGUUCCGGGAACAUCUGGAUGCCUGUGGGACCACUGUGAGCUGUGCUCUGAUAGUCCUUAUGGCCCAUGGGGAACCUCAGGGGCAGCUUCUGGGGGCUGAUGGACAGAUGGUGGGAGUGGAAGAGAUGGUGAGAGAGCUGAGCGCUUGUCAGGUCCUGCAGGGCAAGGCCAAGGUUUUUCUGCUGCAGGGUUGCCGUGGGGGUAACAGAGACCCAGGCAAGAGACCUAGAGCUUUGCCCUGGCUAGGACGAUGGCUCCAGCACUGGCUCCAGAGGCCUUCAACUCUCCCCUCUCAAGCAGACAUCCUUCAGAUUUAUGCUGACAUGCAAGAUAACUCCUCCAGGGUGUGCUUUCCUAGGAACUCAGACCAAGCGGACAUCUUGAGAGUCUAUUCAGCUGCAGAAGGCUAUGUGGCAUACCGAGAUGAGAAUGGCUCAGACUUCAUCCAGACUCUUGUAGAAGUUAUCAUAGCUGAUCCUGACCAUGACCUUUUGGAGCUUCUGACUGAAGUAAACAGGCGACUGUGUGAAAUGGAUGUGCUUGGUCUAGACAGUGAUGAAAUACGAAAGAUGAACUUGGAAAUUAGGAGCUCCCUUAGAAAACAAUUAUGUUUAAAGAUAUGAGAGCUGGAAAGCAAGACAGUGUAUCUGGACUUUCAAGGACUCUAACCCUCAGUUUUUUACUCCUCUUUUUUUGUUUUUCAGUCCCCAGUAUUUGGCACAUAGUAGAUGUCUAA